AGCGGAGAGCGCGGGGGAGGCCGCACCGGAGCACCCGGUUGGUCAGGCUGGAGGGGCCCGAGGCGGACGUGAACAGGGUUUGACCAAGAUGGCGGUGCAGGUGGUGCAGGCGGUGCAGGCGGUUCACCUCGAGUCUGACGCUUUCCUAGUUUGUCUCAACCAUGCUCUGAGCACAGAGAAGGAAGAGGUGAUGGGGCUGUGCAUAGGGGAGUUGAAUGAUGACACAAGGAGUGACUCCAAAUUUGCCUGUACUGGAACAGAAAUGCGCACAGUUGCUGAAAAGGUUGACACUGUCAGAAUUGUUCACAUUCAUUCUGUCAUCAUCUUGCGACGUUCUGAUAAGAGGAAAGACCGAGUAGAAAUUUCUCCAGAGCAGCUGUCUGCAGCGUCAACAGAGGCAGAGAGAUUGGCUGAAUUAACAGGUCGCCCCAUGAGAGUUGUGGGAUGGUAUCAUUCCCAUCCUCAUAUAACUGUUUGGCCUUCGCAUGUUGAUGUUCGCACACAAGCCAUGUACCAGAUGAUGGAUCAAGGUUUUGUAGGACUUAUUUUUUCCUGUUUCAUAGAAGAUAAAAAUACAAAGACUGGCCGAGUACUCUACACUUGCUUCCAAUCCAUACAGGCUCAAAAGAGUUCUGAGUAUGAAAGAAUUGAAAUCCCAAUCCAUAUUGUACCUCAUGUCACCAUCGGGAAGGUAUGCCUUGAAUCAGCAGUAGAGCUGCCCAAGAUCCUGUGCCAGGAAGAACAGGACGCAUAUAGGAGGAUCCACAGCCUUACACAUCUGGACUCAGUAACCAAGAUCCAUAAUGGCUCAGUAUUCACCAAGAAUCUGUGCAGUCAGAUGUCAGCAGUCAGUGGACCUCUUCUACAGUGGUUGGAAGACAGAUUGGAGCAAAACCAACAGCAUUUGCAGGAGUUGCAGCAAGAAAAGGAGGAGCUUAUGAAAGAACUUUCUUCUCUAGAAUAAAGAAGACAAAAUGAGGAAAAAUGAAGUUAUUCGUGUAAAAUGAAUUAAGAUAAACCAAUUUUGAAGAAGAAAAAGUUGGAGGACUCAUAUUACCUGAUUUCAAGACUUACUAUAAAGCUAUAUCAAUCAAGAUUGUAUAGUAUUGGCAAAGGAAUAAACACACAUACCAGUGGACCAUGCCCAACUGAUUUUGAUGAAGUGCAAAAGCAAAUCAAUGGAGGAAGGAUAGCUUUUCAAACAAAUUAUGCUGGAACAAUUAUACUCCCCUGUGGAAAGAAAAAUACCUAAAUAUCUCACCUUUAUAAAAGUUUUAGCUCAAAACGUAUCAUGAACUUAAAUGUAAGAUGUAAAACUAUAAAACUUUCAGGAAAAUAUCAUAGAAGAAAAAAUUGCAGGACCUUGACAAGUUCUUGGACUUCAUCUCAAAAGCACAAUCCAAAAAAAAAAAAAAAAAGAAGAAGGUGAUGUAUUGGAUGUCAUCAAAAUUAAAAACUUUUGUUCUGGGGCCAACAUCGUGACACAGUAGGUUAAGCUGCUUCUUGCAAUGCCAGCAUCCCAUACCAGAGCACUGAUUUGAGUCCUGGCUACCCCAUUUCCAAUCCUGCUUCCUGCUAAUGUGCCUGGGAAGGCAGCAGAAGAUGGCCCAAGUGCUUGGGGCUCUGCCACCCAUUGUGGGAGACUUAGUUGGAGUUCCUGGCUCCUGGCUUCAGUCUGGCUCAGCCCCAGCAAUUGCAGCCAUUUGGAGAGUGAAGCAGUGGAUGGAAGAUCUCUCUCUUGUCUCUCCCACCCCUCUCCAUCUCCCCCUUUCUCUGUUACUCUGCAUUUCAAAGUAAAUAAAAUAAACCUUUUUAAAAAGUUUGUAAAACUUUUGUUUUAUAAAAAGGUUAAGAAGAAAAGACAAACUACAGAUUUAAAGAAGGUAUUGUUGCCAAGUAUGUAUCAAUCUUGAAUAUAUAAAAUAUGCUUGAAACUCAACAAUAAAAAACAAUCCAGUAAGAAAAUGGACAAAAGACAUGUAUAGACAUUUCACCAAAUAGGAUAUGUGAAUGGCAAGUAAGCACAUGAAAAGAUAUUGAUAUUUAUCAGUCAUCAGAGAAUACAAAUUAAAAUCACAAUAAGAUGUGACUUAAAACACCAGAAUGGCUAAAGACAAAAUAGUGAAAAUGCCAAAUGCUGUUGGAGAUACAAACUGGAUCUCUCAUACAUUGCUGAUAGGGAUGCAAAUUGGUGCAGUCACUUUGAAAAAGAGUUUGACAAUUUCUUAUAAAGUUAAACAGUUAACAUGUGACCUAGCAAUUGUACUCCUGGAUGUUAUCCCAGAGAAACCUAUGUUGGCACAAAAACAUGUACACAGACAUUCGUAGCCCAAAUUGGAAACACCCUAAAUGUUCUGCAACAUGUAAGUAGUUCAACAAACCAUCUGUACCAUGGAACGCUGUUCUGCUAUGAUACACACAGAACAACUUGGAUGGACCUCAGGAGUGUUUUGAGUGAAAAAAAAAGCCAAUCUGAAAAGGUCAUACUGUAUGAUUGCAUUUAUACUUAUAUAGCAUUGUUGAAAUAAUAAAAUUAUGGAAAUGAGGAACAGAUGAAUGCUUGCCAGGAAUAGGGAAUGCAUGACUAUAAAGAGAUGACACAAGGAUUACCUUUGUCCUGAUGGAAAAGUUCUUUAUCUUGAUUGUGGUAUUGAGUAUGUGAAUACAUACCUGUACUAAAAUUAUGUAGAUCUACACUCAUACAAAUGAAUGCAUGUGGAAUCUAGUGAAAAAAGAAUAAAUCUGUAAUCUAGUUAGCAUUAUUACAUAUAACAUUGUCAAUGUCUUGAUUUUAAAAUUGUAAGACUGCAACAUGGGGAUAAACUGAGAGAAGGGUACAUGGAACUCUGUACUAUUUUUUAACUUCCUGUGAGUCUAUAAUUAUUGCCAAAUAAAGUUUAAAGUUUUAAAUAA
Oryctolagus cuniculus (rabbit) is the source of this 2913-nucleotide messenger RNA. It is a transcript of the gene BRCC3, whose product is annotated as BRCA1/BRCA2-containing complex subunit 3. Gene Ontology annotation, cellular component: BRISC complex; BRCA1-A complex. NCBI's taxonomy places the organism in Eukaryota, Metazoa, Chordata, Mammalia, Lagomorpha, Leporidae. Gene Ontology annotation, molecular function: metallopeptidase activity; protein binding; cysteine-type deubiquitinase activity. The record is from RefSeq and is a predicted model, not a curated record. Gene Ontology annotation, biological process: protein K63-linked deubiquitination; DNA repair.